CAUCGUUUUUUUUUUGGCUGGAUUUUAUUACAUGCAUCUUAGUAUUUGCACCUGCUAUAGACAUGCAUGCUCCAAAAUGUAUAUCUAGGGGCUUGGUCUGAGUAUAUUCUUGUGACUUUGUGAGCUAAGCUAACAUUUUGAGGGUGAAUUUUUGUGAUGGCCUUGUUUGUAACAAAUGUUGAGCAUAGUCCUGAUAGCAAGAGAAAAAAUUUCUUUACCAAUCAACCUAAAUGAUUGUUUUGUGCUACAUUACUAAGUUAUGGUUUCUUUGAAUGGUGCAGAAGAGGACAUCUUGAAUUAGAGAGAAUGGGAGAUGAAGUUAUUGAACUGGUAAUUCUAUCGGCUAUAAUGAAUUAUUCAAUUGUAGGGAAGUACAACAAUGACUAAAGAAUUAUGUUGCUGAAAGCUGCAUUAGGAGUUCACAACCUCGAAUUUUGAAGAUGGUUUCCAGAAAAGACCAAUAUGGUGAUGAAUUGCAGACAGUUUUAAUUUGCUAUUCUUGGUUGCUUUGGAUUUUUUGCAUAGUGGCUGGAUUACCGACAGUUCAGCAACCGAGGAUGGUUCUUUUAUGGAGUAUCAUGUGGAAAAAAAUACCGUCAGCAGAACCAAGAGAUCAAGGCAAAAAAAGAAGAAUUUCUCCAAUGAAAAAGAUUGGGGAUUCCAAUGAUUCUUCAUGUUUCCCGAUGGAGUUCAAACUGAAGACAGAUGAAAAUUUGAAUAUGAAGUAUGCGGACUUCCUGUUUGAAAUCAGCUUCAGAGUGCAAGGAAGAAGAUUGGGAGAAGGAUAAUAUCAAGGACAAUGCCUAUGUUAAAUAAGGUCUAUAAUGACGAUGGAGACCUUUUGCU
This is a messenger RNA of Lycium barbarum (goji berry), 846 nucleotides long. RefSeq lists its product as uncharacterized. The coding region runs from base 441 to 788 and encodes 115 amino acids. Lineage: Eukaryota; Viridiplantae; Streptophyta; Magnoliopsida; Solanales; Solanaceae. The record is from RefSeq and is a predicted model, not a curated record. The transcript has 5 exons.